Molecule: messenger RNA, 2422 nt
Organism: Heterocephalus glaber (naked mole-rat)
Lineage: Eukaryota; Metazoa; Chordata; Mammalia; Rodentia; Bathyergidae
Gene: Dazap1
Product: DAZ associated protein 1
Biological process (GO): regulation of translation
Cellular component (GO): cytoplasm
Molecular function (GO): mRNA binding
Source: RefSeq, a predicted model, not a curated record
CGGGACCCUCUGGGGCCCCCAUAUGGGAGCCAGGGGAUUGAGGGACCCCAUACAGGGUGUUGGCGGACCCCUGACCGAACCCUGCCGUCUUGAGAAUCCAAGUGAGAGUGUAGGAACCAGGGGGACCCCAAACCAGACUCUGAGCGUCUUAAGAGUUCAGGUCAGAGCAUCAGGGUCAGCAGAACCCCAAGGCGGAUCCCAGGGGUCUGGCGGACACCAGACGAGAAUCUGGGCGUCUCAAGAACGCAAUUCGGAGUGUAGGGGUCAGAGGAAUCCCAAACGGGCGCUCAGGAGUCCGGGGUCCCUAAAAAAGGAGCUGAGCUGUCUGAAGGACCCCAUGCGGGAGUCGCUGCCGGCGCCUCCCUACUUUUUCCGCGGAUGAGGACCAUGAAUGGUGUCUUAGAAGCCCGGGCGCCCCCAGCCGGCGCCGGAACUCGGCGAGUUGGUGCACGUGGCGAGGCCGGUUGUGGAUUCGAGUUCUGCAUCCGUUCAGCUUCUCCCGCCUCCGGCUGCGGGGAAGCUCUUCGUGGGUGGUCUUGAUUGGAGCACGACUCAAGAGACUCUGCGCAGCUACUUUUCCCAGUAUGGAGAAGUUGUAGACUGUGUUAUUAUGAAAGAUAAAACAACCAACCAGUCUCGUGGUUUUGGGUUUGUCAAAUUUAAAGACCCGAACUGUGUGGGAACAGUGCUGGCCAGCAGACCACACACCUUGGACGGCCGGAAUAUUGACCCAAAGCCAUGCACACCUCGGGGGAUGCAGCCAGAGCGGACACGGCCAAAGGAAGGAUGGCAGAAAGGACCCAGGAGUGAUAGCAGUAAAUCAAACAAGAUCUUUGUUGGUGGAAUUCCUCACAACUGUGGUGAGACAGAGCUCAGGGAAUACUUCAAGAAAUUCGGAGUGGUCACCGAAGUGGUCAUGAUCUAUGACGCAGAGAAGCAGAGGCCUCGAGGUUUUGGAUUUAUUACUUUCGAGGACGAACAAUCAGUGGACCAGGCUGUCAACAUGCAUUUUCACGACAUCAUGGGCAAAAAAGUGGAAGUUAAACGGGCUGAACCUCGAGACAGCAAGAGCCAAGCACCAGGGCAGCCGGGCGCCAGCCAAUGGGGGAGCCGUGUUGUGCCCAGUGCUGCCAAUGGCUGGGCAGGCCAGCCCCCACCCACGUGGCAACAAGGAUACGGCCCACAAGGAAUGUGGGUGCCAGCAGGACAGGCAAUUGGUGGCUACGGACCGCCCCCUGCAGGGAGAGGAGCCCCCCCACCGCCCCCUCCGUUUGCCUCCUACAUCGUGUCCACCCCUCCUGGCGGCUUUCCCCCUCCUCAGGGCUUCCCACAGGGCUAUGGUGCCCCACCGCAGUUCAGUUUUGGCUACGGGCCUCCACCCCCACCACCUGAUCAGUUUGCCCCUCCUGGGGUCCCUCCUCCACCUGCCACUCCUGGGGCAGCACCUCUGGCUUUCCCGCCCCCUCCAUCUCAGGCCACCCCAGAUAUGAGCAAGCCCCCGACAGCCCAGCCGGACUUCCCCUACAGUCAGUAUGGCCUGGGCCUAUUCCUUGCUUACUCUAGGGUCAGGCUGAGCAGCUGCCUCUCUCUCCACUGUCCUCCCAUCGCCUGCACCCUGGAAGCGGCAUCCUCGGCACCUCAGGCGGGAUGGAUAAUGGCAGUGCCCUCAGGAUCUCUGCUGGCUCCAGGAGUGUCCAGGGCCGUGUCCACUAGUCCCCCAAUUGGGAGCCCAGAGCCUGGGCAGGCCUCCUGGUAGAGCAGAGUCCAAGCCGUCCACAUGAAGAUGGUUUUUUUGAAGAUGGCUCCCUUUCCCAGGAGCGUUUUCCACCCCUGAGAUUGGCGGUGUGGGUGUCUGGGUCUUAUUUAGGGACAGAGGACCUGCCCAGUGCAUAUUGUCUCUGUGGCACUGGUUGGUCAGCCAUGUUCCCCAAGCCCCGUUAUUAACCCACCAAGCUGGCUGCUGAUUUGAGAUCCCACAGGGCACACCACGUAGGCUCUGGUGCCCAGCCCAGAGAUGCACCCAUGCCACUCUAGAGGUGCAGGCUACAGGUGCAGGCUAUGUCUACCCCAUGGGCAUGGAAAAUGCACAUGCGAGUGAGAGCAAAUUUUAUAGAUGCCCUGGGUUGGGUCUCUGUGGCAGCUGGACGGUGUGUUGAAAAGCCAGGCGCUUCACUCACCUUACCUGAGAGCCUCGGGAGGACAGCGGAUCACGUGGCCUGUGAAGGAUCGGGAAGCCUCUCUUCCUUCUGUGUGGGUCCUGCCCAUGAGGGUUUAAAGAUGAAACUCCCUGAUUUAUCUCUCUACAAGUGGCCCCAGCCAGCUGGGUUCUUGGUGCCCUCCUGCCCUGUGGGGCCCUCACACGUCUUGAGUCAAGUCCAGGCUGCCGCCCAAGGGCAGAGCUAACGGGCACGUGGGCCAUCGU